Blepharisma stoltei is the source of this 399-nucleotide messenger RNA. Lineage: Eukaryota; Ciliophora; Heterotrichea; Heterotrichida; Blepharismidae. The record is from the annotation of a GenBank genome assembly.
AUGGACAGAGAAGAACCAAAUACACAUGACCAGAUCCCAAGACCAAAGCCAAGACGAAACUAUGGCUUUCUAAGGCAAAAAGAUAAAGGUGCCAAGCCACAAUCUGAGUUCAUUAGAAUGAACCAAAGUAACGCAAAUCCCCUAAACUUGCCACCUGGUGCGCUUCCCUUAUAUUCGCUUGAUGAAAUACGUGAACACCGCAAGGUCGAUGACUGCUGAAUGGUAUUUGAAAACAAAGUGUAUGACAUCACACAGUAUAUCCGUUACCACCCUGGAGGGAAUAAAAUAAUGCAAGCUGCAGGAAUGGAUGGGACAAGGCUUUUCAUGGAAUACCAUCCUUGGGUAAACUAUUCCAUUAUACUUGGAAAAUAUCAAAUCGGCUAUUUACUGCGAAAUUAA